UCAGUCACUAAGAAACGAGAGGGCAUCAUUUCCGAGGUCGGCUGCACCUGCUGCAACUCUCCUGCCACACGGCACAAACAUCCUCUUCCAUGUCCGGAGGCUUAACCAUGGAUCACACUUUCCUGCCUCGAUCUAUCUGGACCGGUGACAGUAAAUUCGUCCAGCAUCCAUCGGAUCUUUACUCCAGCUUGAUAGUUACUCGCAGCAUCCCUGCAGGCACGUGCUUUGGUCCAUGUGUGCUCCAAAACACUUUCUACGACACGGUCGCCUUCAUAGCACAAAAAUCCUGCGACAAGAGAGCGAAAUCGUAUGUGUUCAGGGUGGACCCUGAAGCCAUGCGUAAUUCUGCGCUGGUGGUGUCCUGGCUGCGGCUCGUGCAGGCUGCGCGCAAUGCAGAGGAACAGAACACAGAGGCCUUUCUGAAAGCAGGUCAGCUGUAUGUGCGAACCACCCGAUACAUCCGGCAGGAGGAAGAGCUGCUGGUGUGGUACGACCAGGAGUUGUCUCACCUACUGGGCUUCACAGAUAUGAUCAGAGGAUCACGUGAAGAACUCAAAUGUGGCAAAUGCAACGAGGUCUUCAAGUACCAGUAUCCUUUCCUGGCCCACUGUCGAUUCAUGUGUUCUCAAGUAAAAAGUGACAGCUGGAGCCGCGAGGGUUACAGGCACAGGCACGUGGAAAUUAAAAGGCAGCACCGAGUGACAGAUUUCCAUAACAUCGCCAGAGACUUAGAACACAAGAAAUCUGGCAGCAACGAGGACGCAGAGAUUUCUCCCAAGAGAAAGAAAUACGAGGAAACUCUUAAUCCUAAAGCGCGGAAAACAGUUCUCUUAGAAAAAACUAAUAUUUCAAAUGAUGACAACAUUUCACAGCUGAUUAAGGGCUACGACCAGGCAGUAGGAGAUUCAUCUUCCUAUGCGGGGAAACUGAAAGCUGAUAAGAUGAAACCGGAUCAUUUGGAAUACAAGAAUGAUCUUUUUUAUGAAGUGGGAGAAACCAAGGGGGCGUUUACGCACGACGGAGAGAUGGACGCACGAUCGGAAACAGGAGAGAGCUCUGGUUUGCACUCAAGCAUCAACGGUGCAUCUUCUGUGGUCCUGUCCAGUAGUCAGGGCGAACAGAAAAGCGCUUUCUGUAAACCAAGUAAAAUAACGUCUUCUAUUGGCCCCCAGGCGCAUCUCAGCAGCGCUACAAUAGCCCCCUCUAGCCGCCUAGAGGAGAUGACUGAUGCUUUUAACUCCAGGACUGUUAUGGGAUACAACAGCCUGAUACCGUCCAACAUCCUGAGCGGUGACUUACAAACCUUACCUUCUCCGGUUGCAUUAAACAACGCCUACUGUUACGCACCGGAGCACUGGUCCAGGAACAUUGGCGCCCAGAUGCAGACCACAUCUCUUACGAUCCUUCCCCCGACUUUCACCUCAUUUGGCCUGUCAGUGCAGAACUGGUGCGCCAAAUGCAACCUGUCCUUUCGCAUGACCUCUGACCUCGUUUUUCACAUGCGCUCUCACCACAAGAAGGAGUUCGCAGUGGAAUCCCAGGUGAGGAGGCGGAGGGAGGUGAAACUCACCUGCCCGAUCUGCCACGAGUACUUCCGAGAGAGACACCACUUAUCCAGACACAUGACUUCUCAUAACUGAGACAAGAAGGGACAAAAACUAUGUAUCCUCUAAGUGAUUUAACACGUUUAUGUCCCAGAUUCACAGCAGGAUUUUCUUUAACAAUGAAUGUAGGUGACUGUAGAAUGGGCACACAUGGCCAUCACGGCCUGUCCACUAGGUGACAACAGAGGAACAUGUAACCUAAUCUCACAGCAGUUUGUUGUCUGUCCUUUACCCCUGCCUUUAGGUUGAUGAUUAUUUGUGCCUUAUGGAGCUCAAGGGGGACGAAAGACUGAGAUCUCGAGGACAGUUCAUGAUUGUCAUAAAUUUCUCAGCGCACUUCUCUUAUUUAACAGCUUUUUUUUUGCUCUGAUUUAUACCGAAGUGUUUGUACAUUCGUUUUGAAAUCGAAAAUUAUGAAACUCAUACGUGUCGAGUAUUUUGUUUCCCCUUCAUGUUGGUUGAAAUGAGAAAAAGUGCAGUUUCGGUUUGUUCCAACAGGCGGCGACAAAGGCCUACUUUGGUCUUUCUGCUCUCUGGAGUGUCAAACGCGUUUUCUUUGUGAUUUGACUUGCUGCUGAAUGAUAACAAGAUUCUGUAAUUUAUAGAAGAAGAAAAAAGAACAGCGCAUGACCCAAGGGGGAAAUUAACAUCUAUGGUUAUCACUGCUCUCAUGCACUACAUGGCAAAAUGAAACAAAUAAUAAUAAUAACCUGAGUGUUUGAGAUGUUGCAUCCACCAUUUCAGCAUACUCCAGUAGUUGAAGAAAAAUUAGUUGAAAUAAAGAAAGAAUAAAAGGCUCCAGGCCGCCACUCAAAAAAAUUAAAAGCGCUAGUUUGAGAAGUUUUAUUAUUCAUCUACAAACCUGGAUGGAGUCCACACAAGCCCACAGCUUUGAAUCUGGCAUUCCAUGUUUUUCCACCAGUAACGAACAUCUCUCGUCCCAUUUGGGGUCAGGCUUCGAACAGAUGGACAUAAAUAGCCAUCUCUGUUGCAGGUAAAUGAGGCGGGAAGAAGGCAUGAAGUUCAUGGGAAAGCCUCGGCCCUGUUCGGCCUCUUUGUAGUGUAAGGAUGUAAACCCACCCACACUGCUGUUAUCUACUUUUAUGUGAGUAAAAGAGUUGCUGCUUGUCUCAGACUGAUUAGACUAUCACCAGGUGCAUUCAGGGAGUUCAUUAAUACUUUUCUGGAAAUAGUUCAGAUUUCUUUUUUGGAUAUUUUGUUUGUGAUGGCGAUCCAUUGGAGAGCAUUAUGUUUUAUGAGUGACUUGAACCUGUACACAAACAAUGACAGCUGAACACAUACACACUACAAAAACUUGUCUGUAAGUAUAAAUAUGUUACAUCAUGUUCAUUAGUUAAGUGUUUUCCCUUUCUAAAGAAAAAAAUAUGAUAAUAUAGUGGCCUGUAUGAUUAAUGGGU
This is a messenger RNA of Monopterus albus (swamp eel), 3022 nucleotides long. It is a transcript of the gene znf488, whose product is annotated as zinc finger protein 488. The coding region runs from base 90 to 1640 and encodes 516 amino acids. Lineage: Eukaryota; Metazoa; Chordata; Actinopteri; Synbranchiformes; Synbranchidae. The transcript is spliced from 4 exons. Gene Ontology annotation, biological process: oligodendrocyte development; regulation of DNA-templated transcription. Gene Ontology annotation, molecular function: protein binding. Gene Ontology annotation, cellular component: nucleus. The record is from RefSeq and is a predicted model, not a curated record.